AUGGUUAAGAAAUAUAAAAUCAAGAAAUCGAAACUUACCGAUUUGAAGUCACUGGAAAAAAUCUCCAAGCAUUUGCUGGAAGCUGCUGAGCCGUCAGCUCCUGAAGCAAGUGAUGAUGAGGCACCUGAAGAAGUUGGGUUUGGUGCCAGCAAAGACAAAGCCAUUGAGGAACGGAAGAAGAUAAAAGGAACAAUCAAAGAAAUUAAAGCUGCCAAAAAACUUAAACAAAUGAAAUUGCAAAAACGGAAUCAAGCGCAGAAGAAAGAGAAGUUGAAAGACUUGGACCGGUUACCAGAUUCACUUUUGGAGAAUCUGCCUUCUUAUGAUGAACCAAAAAAACAGAAAGCAGAAUCUCAACACAGCCCAGAGAUUUUACCAAAAACAGGAAAAUUAAAACGGAAAAAAAUCAGUAAAAAAAAAGUUUCAGAAUUUGAAGAUGGCAAAUGCUUCAUCCAAUUACAAAAAAAUAAAACAACAAACAACAUUAAAGUGACUCCCUUGGAAAACCAAACUCCUAAUCCCACAAUAUCUGCUGUAAAUUUUCGUGAACAGGUGCUCUAUGGAGGGAAAAUCUCUCGUCAUUCAGAACACAACGGACUUACAUCUUUCUCCCUCUCUACCCUUAUCUAUCUAUCUAUCUAUCUAUCUAUCUAUCUAUCUAUCUAUCUAUCUAUCUAUCUCAGUCUGUUGAUCUAUCUAUCUAUCUAUCUAUCUAUCUAUCUAGUAAAAUGUUCUAUUAUCUAUAUAUCUAUCUAUCUAUCUAUCUAUCUAUCUAUCAAUCUAUCUAUCCCAUCUAUUCUAUCUAUCUAUCUAUCUAUCUAUCUAUCUAUCUAUCUAUCUAUCUAUUAUCUUAAACAGACUAUUCACAUCUAUCUAUCUAUCUAUCUAUCUAUCUAUCUAUCUAUCUAUCUAUCCCAGUCUGUUGACCUAUCUAUCUAUCUAUCUAUCUAUCUAUCUAUCUAUCUAUCUGAAACGUUUUAUUUCCUUUUUCUUUCUUUUUUCUUUCUUUCUUUCCCGUUUUCUUUCUUUUUUUCUUUCUUACAUUCCUUUUUUUUUUCUGUUAUUUUUUCUUUCUUUCUUUUCCGUCUAUCUAUCUAUCUAUCUAUCUGUCUAUCUAUCUAUCUAUCUAUCUCAAUCUGUUCAUAUCUAUCUAUCUAUCUAUUACUGCUUAUCUAUCUAUCUAUCUAUCUAUCUAUCUAUCUAUCUAUCUAUCUAUCUAUCUAUCUAUCUAUCUCACUCUGUUCAUAUCUAUUUAUCUAUCUCAGUCUGUUCAUAUCUAUGUCAAUCUGUUCAUAUCUAUCUAUCUAUCUAUCUAUCUAUCUAUCUAUCUAUCUAUCUAUCUCACUCUGUUCAUAUCUAUCUAUCUAUCUAUCUGUUCAUAUGUUCUAUGUUUCUCUCUCUCUUGCUCUCUCUCUUUCUCUCUCUCUCUAUCUAUAUGUCUAUCUCUCUAUUUCUGUUCAUAUCUAUAUAUCUAUUUCAGUCUGUUCGUAUCUGUCUAUCUAUAUUUGUUCAUAUAUCUCUGUUUCUCUCUAUAUAUCUCUGUUUAUUCAUAUCUCUCUGUUUCUCUCUAUAUAUCUAUCUAUCUAUCUAUCUAUCUUUCGGGUAGAUCGUUCUUUCUUGCCUUCAUUAUUUUUCUUUAUUUUUAGUAUAGCAGAAGCUUUUAAAGUUUCUUUGAAACAGCCAAGCAUAAAACGUGUGGAUAUUACACUUAUUCACCCCUCACCCCCCGGGAGACACGAUUUUCAGCUCUUUCCCUGUUUUCUCUUUCCGUAA
Molecule: messenger RNA, 1773 nt
Organism: Acanthosepion pharaonis
Lineage: Eukaryota; Metazoa; Mollusca; Cephalopoda; Sepiida; Sepiidae
Source: the annotation of a GenBank genome assembly